This is a messenger RNA of Racocetra persica, 835 nucleotides long. Lineage: Eukaryota; Fungi; Glomeromycota; Glomeromycetes; Diversisporales; Gigasporaceae. The record is from the annotation of a GenBank genome assembly.
GUGGUUAUAGCAACUGUUGAAGAAUAUGAAAUACCGAAAAAUUUUCAAAACCAAUUUGAAAAUGCAAUAGGUGAUGUGAAAAAAUUAUUAGAAAAAUUGGAACAUCAAGAAGAUAGAGAAUAUUUUCAAGAAUGUCUUCGAAAAAUACGAGAUGCAUUAGAACAUCAAGAAGACAAAGAGUAUUUUCUAAAUUAUUUUAAAAAAAUUAAUAAUCAACUUGAUCAUUUUAAAGAUUUUGAUGAAAAAGCCCUGGAAAUCAGUGAUUAUUUUAAUUAUAUGAUCAAUUCGACAUUUGAGAUUCUUUCUGGUUCAGCUAAUUUACAAAUGAAAAUUUUUUCAUCAAUUGAGAGAUUGAAUAAUAUUGACUUAGAAAGUUCUCAAGAUGAAAUUAACUUGUCAUUCGAUGAAACUGAUGAAUAUUUAUUUAAAUGGAUUAAUUAUUGUACUGAGAUUACUGACCAAUUUGAAAAAUUUUUUGAAGACCAUAGCAAUCUUAUUAAGAAUAUAGAAGAUAGUCUCUUUUUUUUUGAAAUUCAAGAAGAGAUAUUAACUAAAAUUCAUGAUAUUAAAACCAAUUUACUUCAUAAUUCGGAAGAAAUCGAUAAACCGAAAAUAAGAAGAGUGAGAACACUCUUUUCAAGCUCUGAAGAGAUAAAAAAAGAAGCAUAUUCAAACUUCCUUCUCAUCAUCGGGUUGAAAUUAGUAUAUGAUUUAACUGCUAAAUUAGAAUAUACGACAAAGGAGUUUUGGGAAACCCUUUCUAAAGAAUUAUCUAAAGUAUUAAGCAAGGAAUUAGCGAAGAAUUUUGUAAAAUGCGAAUUAUAUGCUAAAGAAU